Messenger RNA from Syzygium oleosum, 1732 nucleotides. Its product is annotated as auxin-responsive protein IAA32-like. Lineage: Eukaryota; Viridiplantae; Streptophyta; Magnoliopsida; Myrtales; Myrtaceae. Gene Ontology annotation, biological process: regulation of DNA-templated transcription. The transcript has 4 exons. Bases 823 to 1476 code for a protein of 217 amino acids. Gene Ontology annotation, cellular component: nucleus. The record is from RefSeq and is a predicted model, not a curated record. Gene Ontology annotation, molecular function: protein binding.
AACGGAAGUUUCAAUGUUUAGAACAUGAUUUUUCCGGUCUCCAGCAAGAGCAAUCUGCCAAAGCGCACGUGAAAAACCCAACAUCAGAUUCAGGGGUACACUAUUCAUUUGUAUGCUAGUAGUUCAUUACGUGAUCAUUUCAGUUGUUUGCUUGAAAUUUCUCUCUUAGCAUAGAUCACAGAACCUAGAGAUUCGAGCCAUAUAUUAGGAAUUAUAGUUAGGAUUAAGAGAGGAAAAAAAAGAACGAACGAACGAACAAUCUAUUUCUGUGCACUUCCCGUGUUUCAUUAACAUGGAAAAAAGUGCAAGAGACUAGAAUAAUUCGAUUUGGUCUGUUAUUUCCGGACAUUCGAUGGGUAUUAUCCUCCGAUAAGAGAAUGCGGUGGAAAACACCUACUUGGAUGCGACUUAUUAUGUCAAUUAAUUCGAAUCCCUCUAUCCUGAAGAGCCAGUUUAUAUUUCCUCACUAGCAAUUACGUUUCAACCUGAAAAGAACUGAGUGGUUGUCCCAAUAAGAGGUCGCAGCAUCCGAACGGACUUUUACUCAGAAUCGCUUUGGCCAUGCCUUGUUUUUUCUUGACCUUUUCUUCCUCUCUCUUGUUCAUUUGGCACCUAACUGGCGAGUGGCAGGAGAGGACAAGACACCAUUCAAUGAUAUGUCAUGGGUCAACUUUUUCUUGUCUUCCAUGUGUCCCUAAACUCCAUUUUAUAGUUUCUGCAUCAUUUGAGGCCGAGUUUCUCCCAGACGCAGUACUGGACAAUAUAAGUAGGAUUCCAUACUGAUGCCCUGUAACAUGAGCAGUUUUUGUGGGUGUACAAACCAUGGAUCGAAAUGCACCUGCUGGUUUUGUUUUCAAGCCCUCAAUUUCUCACCCGAUGUACUAUCAAGACAAGAAGGGUAGCCAAAUGAUCGAUCUGGGUCUUAGCCUGAGAACUCUGCAGUCUGAUUCGCGCGAUGAUCCAUCUGGCGAGUUGGGAGGCCUUAAGGGGUGCAGCGAGCUAAUUGAUUGGCAGCAACUGAACCACUUGCAAUACUCAAACUCAAACAACACUAGCUCGAAAAUUCUCCAGGACGACUACUACGAUGAGGAGGCAGAGGGGGUUCAGAGUGAAGAGCAAUCGAUAUAUGUUAAAGUCACCAUGGAUGGAGUAGUCGUCGGUAGAAAGCUGUGCAUGCUUGAUCACAGCAGUUACUGCAGUGUGGCACUUCAAUUGGAAGACAUGUUUGGUGGACAAUGCGCAUACGGGUUGAGAUUGUCUGAACCUGAGUCCGAGUACACCUUGCACUAUAAGGAUAGGGAAGAGAAUUGGAGGAUUGCAGGCGAUGUUCCAUGGAUGGAGUUCAUUGGACAAGUUAAGCGCAUGCGGAUCAUGAGAAAGAGCGAAGCAUUUCUUCCAAUGAUCCUGGAAAGGCAUCAGCCAAUGAACGACCAACUAAACUGGGGUUUCGAGAGCAAAGAUUCGACUGAGCUUUAGAAUGAAGUUUAUGUUCCUUAAAACCGAAGGUGUAUCAAGUAGACCUUUCAGAUUACUGUUUAAUGUCUUAUAAAGUUUUGUUCACUUUACCUGUUAGAAUUUCUUCCCAAAGAAUAGUAUGCUAAGUUGAAAAAACCAAGAAAAGAUCAAAGGCGACAAAUGCUAUUAGCGAAAAUUUAAAUGAGGUCUAUGUACUAUUAUCUCUGAUUAACUUUGAUCUCACUUUAUUUAAUGACAUGUUUGGUUCCUACAUUAA